This is a messenger RNA of Achroia grisella, 2171 nucleotides long. RefSeq names its product signal recognition particle subunit SRP68 (gene Srp68). The coding region runs from base 136 to 1926 and encodes 596 amino acids. The transcript has 6 exons. Gene Ontology annotation, cellular component: signal recognition particle, endoplasmic reticulum targeting. The record is from RefSeq and is a predicted model, not a curated record. Lineage: Eukaryota; Metazoa; Arthropoda; Insecta; Lepidoptera; Pyralidae. Gene Ontology annotation, molecular function: 7S RNA binding; signal recognition particle binding; endoplasmic reticulum signal sequence receptor activity. Gene Ontology annotation, biological process: SRP-dependent cotranslational protein targeting to membrane.
CUGCCAUCGUGCCAAAUUUUUGAUCUGUGAUCUUGCCAACCCAUGUACAUUUUUACUUUUUGUAAAUCUUGUAAAAUUAAAGAUAUUCAUUAAUAAAAAAUAAAAGUGACACAUAAUAAAAAAUAUUUAUUAACCAUGGUUGUGUUAGAAGAUGAAGCCGGGGAUGCAAAAACGAUAACCACUGAGGAAAAAGUAGAAGAGAAACCCACUACUCUUCUAACACUAGAGAUAUUUCGAAUUAUCAAGGAUGCUCAGCAGCAACAUGGAUUAAGACAUGGAGAUUACCAACGGUAUCGAGGAUAUUGCUCCAGGCGUCUAAGACGUCUGCGUAAAGUGCUCAAAAUACCACAGGGAGACAGACGUCACUACCGGCGCCGAGAUGUUACGACUGUACACCUGACUGCAUCCAAUGCUGAGAACCGACUGCUGGGCGUGCCUCUACUGCAGGCCGAGCGUGCCUGGGCUCACGCGAUGCAGUUACGUCAGGAGGCGAACACCGAGCCUCGUAAGAAGUUCCAUCUCAUCGCACGCCUCAAGAAAGCAUGCUCGCACGCCCAGACCCUUUUACAAUUAUGCGAGCAAAGCGGCGUAUGUUGCGCGCGCACGCAGCUGGAGGCGGGCGCGUACGCGGCGUGGCUGGGUGGCGCGCUGCUGCUCGAGCUGCAGCAGUGGCGCCGCGCCGCAGACAGUCUGCAGCGCGCACAGCUCGUGCUCGACAACCUCAGCGCGGCGCUGCCGGAGGACGAGAGGCUCGUCUACAAGCAGAAGGUGGAAGAGCUAAAGCCUAGUUUGCGUUACUGCGCAUAUAACAUAGGCGACGAGUCCGCAGCCGGAGACUUGGUUGCAAUGCGCGGCCAGGGCCUCAUAGAAAACCUCGACACACUCAUGGCGCAGGCUAAAGAGUCCCGGUCUGGCGUAAUGCACGAAGUAGAAUGGCGCGGUCGUCGCGUCACUGUUAGGCCUGAGAAGGUCAGACUAUUCCUCAUCGCUUUGCAGGACCUUGACAAGUCUGUCGCUAACGCACAAACCGUCGAAGCUAAGAUCGAUAUACUCGAAAACGUUCUCAUGGAUUGCAAGGACGCCAUUUCUGCCAUCAAGGAAGAAAUUAAAAACGAUCCAAAACUGAAAUCAGCCUCCGAGUUGCAAGUUUCUGGUAUUAAUUAUUUACUCUCUUACGUGAUGUAUUUGCGUCUUGUUCGUACAAUAGACAGGAACAAUUUACUGGUGCAGCAAGCUGAAAAUGCUCGUCAGAAUAAUAUCCAAAUUGACGGCAAAAAAGUGCGCCCCCACGACCUAACUAGACUGUAUGAGAUAAUUUUGCAGAACUACACUGAACUGCAACAGCUACCUGGAUUUGAAAACGAUGCGGUCUAUCAACAAGAGAUCGAAACACAGAUGAAGGCAUACCGCGCGUUCCGUUGCUACUACAUCGCUCAAGUUCUGACCGGACUCCGGCGCUUCCGUGAAGCUCUAGCUAUGCUGGAGAGAUGUGAUUCUUAUGUAACUGACUCUAUAGGUAGCAAGUUAGCAGACAAACAGCUUUUGGAGAAAUUGCAAAUUUUAAAGAAAUAUAUAGAGAGCUGCAAGUUUGAAGUUCAUGCAGAUUCCGUACUAGAAGAUGAUGAGGAUCAAGAAGAAGAAAAUAAGUAUAGUGGAAAAUCCCAUAAGGACAAGAAACCAUUAGUAGAUCGUUUGGACGAGUACCGUGAAGAUACUCAGGUUUUGACUAAAAACCCAAAUAUUUAUAAAAUGCCUCCUCCAAUGGAAGCAAUUCCUUGUAAACCAUUAUUUUUUGACUUGGCAUGUAACUUCAUUGAAUUUCCCAAUUUGGAUGACAAGACAGGUGCUGCUGACAGUAAAAAACAAGGCGCCGGACUUACAGGACUCGUCAAAGGUUUUUUGGGUUGGGGCAAAAGUGACAAAUGAGGUAUUUUAUAAUGAAGAUUGUUUUUAUAUACAUUAUUAUAUUAUUAGGAUUGUAUUCAGCAGACUAAUUUUCGGUAGAUUCUAAUCUAUUUCAAAAAUGCAUCUUCAGAUUAGAAAUAAGGGAUUUGUCAUUUUAGGGAAUUGUAUUUAUUUUACAGAUACAUAGUUUAUUUACCUUUCUGUAAAUAUGAGUUCGUAACAACCUUUCAAUAAUACGAUUUGACAUGUUUUCUUUUUGAUAUGGA